Dermochelys coriacea (leatherback sea turtle) is the source of this 5408-nucleotide messenger RNA. It is a transcript of the gene IRAG2, whose product is annotated as inositol 1,4,5-triphosphate receptor associated 2. The coding region runs from base 41 to 4618 and encodes 1525 amino acids. The transcript has 38 exons. The record is from RefSeq and is a predicted model, not a curated record. Gene Ontology annotation, cellular component: endoplasmic reticulum membrane. Lineage: Eukaryota; Metazoa; Chordata; Testudines; Dermochelyidae.
UAAGUAGUAGCGAUUCAAAAGGGUUUCUGUGAGGACUGUUAUGAAAUUAGACUUAAACAGGACAUUGUCAAGAGUAGGAUGGUCAGAUCCCUUUACUUCUGGUUUUAUUUUAUCUGCUUGCAAAUUCAAUAUUAAUAGAUACUUUUUCAAACAGAAAUCAAUGAUGUCUUCUGAAAAUGUAACUAACAAACGUCAUCAUAACCCAGUGGACAGCAUUUGCCGAAAGAUCAAGACUAUCCAGAUGAUGGACCAAGUCUCUAAUCCUUCUUUACAGAUCCCAAAGUUUCAGUCUAGGAACUUUGACAGCCCACAGACUAAUAUCAAGAAAAACUUAGAGGAGAUAUUGAAGAAAAGGACCUUUAAAAGUCAUGAGACUAGUGGGCCAUAUUUCCUAAGCCCCAGUAGUGACAAAAUUUUCUCUCCAUGUCCGCAGGCCACAGGCCACAGACAAUGGAUGUCUGACUUCCACACUGGCAAUGCAACCUAUUCAAUUGGUAAAAAUAAAGAGAAGAUGAGAGAGCCCUGGCUACCAAUGGGCCAAAUUGAGAGUUCUCCACCCCUUCUCAAAACUGGAGAGGCUAACAUCCGUAUGGGUCAACUAUCUGCAGCUUCCAAUGUCGAAUGUAAAAACUUGACUUGUGAGGAUAACUACCUUACAUCAAGUCCAAACUUGCCUUUCUUAACGACGGUCCAAAAGGCAGAAUGUUUUGCCUUCCAAUCUCCAGUGGUGAAGAGACUAUCUUUGAGCGAAAGAGGAUGGAGACUAUCAUGGGCGAAUAAUGCUGACAACACCUAUGAUGUAAGCUUGAUCUGCGAAGAAGACUUGUUGACCACUAUCUUCUAUGCAUGUGACACAGAACGCAGAGGAAAAGUAGCCGUUUCCAAGAUAGUUGAUUAUCUGAGACAUACAACUAGCCGGGGGUCAGAAGACAGUGGUCUUGAAGAGCUGUGCAACAUGCUUGAUCCUGAUAAAAGGGACAUCUCAAUGGACCUGGAAACAUACCAUGCUAUCAUGAAAGAGUGGAUUGAAGACUGUAAAAGAAAAUGGGAAGAUACCACUAAGGAGACGACAAAUACAGAAGAUUCUGUGUUUAAAUUGCAUGAGAGCAUUCUAACAGCAAAAAAGACUCCUGCUAGGAUAAACAUUACAUCAGGAAGUUUAGAGGCCUUAGGUGGAGAUGUGUCCAAAGGAGACCUGGAGACAUCUGACUUGAUUACCUGUGUAGCAGACCUUCAGUUCAAGAAUCAGAAACUUCAAGAGGAGAACAGCAAACUAAAGAUGGCAGUUGAAGCAUUGGAGGAAACCAAUAAUAGGCUAAUGGAGGACAAUGAGGAUCUAAAUAAUCAAGUAAAAAGUGCCCAGCAGUCUGUUAUGAGAGCAAAAUCAUUAAAGGAGGAACUGGAAGAAAUGAAAAUUAGCCUGAACAUCUCAGAAGAGAAGAGAUGCAAUAUUGUGACCCAGCAUAAACAGCUAGAAAAAGAGAAUCAAUCUCUCAUCAUCAAGAUUUCUUCUCUUCAGGAAGAGAAUAUUAGGAACACCUUGGAUACAGAUGGCCUUCAGAAGAAGAUUGUGGAGUUGUCAAAAAAUGCAGCUGAGCUCCAAAUGCGAGUGCACAUUUAUGAGAACACUGUGGUGAAUAAAGAUGCAAGUCUAUUGAAGAGAGACUUGGACAUCCAAGAACUGAAGUCUACCAUUGUGGAAUACUCUUCUGUAAUCGAGACAUUACGGGUGGAAAAAAAUAAACUGGUGAAUGAUAUGCAACAAAUGCAGCAAGAGCUGAUUUCAAAUGGUAUAGACUUCCCACUGAUAUACAAAUUUAACAGCAACAUCCUUGAAGGGACAAAUUCAUUGCACAGUGAAUUGGCACUUGCUCAACAAUCUAUAGAGAUCACUGGAAUUGAAUGGGCAGCUUUGGACGAAACAUUGGACCGAGAGGUGCUGUUGUUACUGCAAGGGCCUGAACAAAUGGGAGAAAACUUUAAGGCUACCACCCAAAAACUGCAAAAGGAAGCCUCUGAAGUGGAGGAACUUCUUGUGACCGCUUUGCAAUGGGUAGCAGAUCCUGAGGUGAAUUUGAGGGAGACUUGUGAAAGACAGCUUGCGGACCUCAAGCAAGUGCUAGAAGAGAAGAUAAAUCACUGGAUUAAAAAGCUCCAUCUCUUAGAAGAACACAGAGAAUCCUUGGAUAAAGAGUAUGUUAGAAUGGCAGGAAAUCUGAGGAGAAUAAGAACAGAGCAGCUUCACUUCAGGAAAGAGCUCUCUUCCAGGCAUAUUUUUCUGAACUGUGAGGGACAGCUUGUGUCCUGCACUCUUGCCCCCUGCAGACAACACGAGCUAGAAGCUGUCAAACAGUUGAAAGAAGAAGCUGUCAGUCAGGCAGAUGUUCUUGGCUUGCAUCUCCAAGAAGCUACUAAACAGUUGGAGGACGUCUGCAAACAGGUUACAGAUCGAGAUGGGGUACUUCAUUCUGCCAGGGAAGAAGCCACAUAUUUGCGAAGUGUGUUAGAGGAAGCCAUUUCUGAGCAGAGAACCCUUCAGGCUAUGAAUACGGCUUUAAUGAGCUCUUGCCAGACACUUCAGGAAAAAGAUAAAGAGCAGAAAACCACUGUUAACACACUGAGAGAGAAACUGUUUAAGGGGAAACUUUGUGGAUUGCUGUGUCAGCACCUUUGCUCCUUCAAAAGAUUUGGGGGCCAAGAAGUGGGUCAGAGCACUGGACUUCCCCAGACACCCUCUUUGAGAUACUCAUGCUGGUAUUCUACACCUCUGCUAGAUGCUCUGGCCUUGGAAAUCCUACAGCUGAAUCCAAGAGUGUGCAGAAGCUGUGAUCUCACAUGUGCAGAAACCAGAGCUCACUCUAUAUUUGAAAGAGAGGAUCUGAAAAAUGGGCCUACUUUGGACGUGACACUGGAGGCACACAGGUGGGAGAUACGCUCUGUUGGUAACCAGACUGACGCAGAUUUUGUUGCCUCCCCUACUACAAUGGACACUCUAUUUGCUGAGGAGAGCGAUGCUUUGCCUUUGACAUCUGAUACUCCAGUCUUGCCCAGUGACCAUUCAACACCAUCCCAAGAAGGAGCUAUUGCAUCUUCUUUGGAGAGCGCUAUAGCAACUGAAUUGCUCACCAUGGAGACACAAUUGUCUGAGGCUUCAUGGGCAAAAGAUGAAGACUCAUCAACCUGUAUAGCAAUGAAGAAAAAUAAAGAUAAGGAUCUGAAUGAUAAUGUAUCAGGUACUGAUCUAACGACUAAAAGUGAAUUUUGCCCCAUCAUGGAAAAUCACAAAACGACACCUAAAAAAGAAUUAAGGCUAGAUCUGGAUACAGAUGGGGAAAUGGAAGCUAUUAAAGAGCAGAGUGAACAAGUGUCUGCUUCAGUUUCUGGUAGAAAAGGGAAUUCUUCUCCCACUCUGACUGGCCUUAACAUGACCAAAACCAAACAAAAUGACAAUGUUUCUCCUAAUGAGAAGGAGAUGGAGGCAGAGUUUCUCAGAUUGUCUCUGGGCUUUAAAUGUGAUUUGUUCACCUUGGAUAAGCGAGUGAGGCUUGAAGAAAGGUCCCGAGAUUUGGCUGAAGAAAACUUGAAAAAGGAAAUCAUGAAUGGGCUGAAGCUGCUGGAGUCUCUAGCACCUUUGUGUGAUGAAGAUUACCAAGCACAGGAGAUCGUUAAGAAGCUGCAGGAAAGCUUGCAGUUCCUUAGCCAGUAUGCUGCCAGACUUGCUAGUAGAGCAGAAAUGUUGGGAGCCAUUAAUCAGGAGAGCCGUGUCAGUAAGGCAGUAGAAGUGAUGAUUCAACAUGUGGAAAACUUGAAACGCAUGUAUACAAAAGAGCAUGCAGAACUUGAGGAGUUGAAACAGGUCUUGCUACAAAAUGAAAGAUGCUUUAAUUCCUUUGGAGAUCAAGAUGAAUCUACAAAUAAAAAGCUUCCAAGUUCUCUCAACUUCAAGCCACCAUCAUCCUUACGAAGAGUCAGUAUUGCAGCAUUGCCCAGGAAUAUUGGAAAUGCUGGUAGUGGUUUGCCACUGGUAAGUAAUGGAUUGUCAAAGGGUGAUUGUUUUCAUUCUCAAACUGGUCAGUUUGCAUUUUACCUUUCUUUACAGGCCCAAUUAUAUGGAACUGAUGGAAAUGAAAGAAGUGACAAAUUCAACAGACGAUCAAGCAGUUGGGGCCGACUGGGAACAAAACAAAAUGAGAAGCGUCCUUCACUGCGACGAUUCAUUAGCACAUAUUCCUGGACAGAGUCUGAGGAAGAAAAGUCUGAAACAAAAACCAAACAGGCAGAACCACCAGUUGAAGAAAUACAAGAAGACAAAGCAAGGAAGUUAAGUGUUACUGAUGGGGGGAAAAAUCCAUCAAAAUGGAGUCUAGGAUCAGCUUGCAACAUCAUGUCAUCGUGGGCAUCUCAUCUGAAGAUAUCCUUCUCCAAGGCUAACAAAACUCUCUGGAUUUCUCUUACCAUCAUUGUACUCCUUGCUGCACUCACAAGCUUCCUCACAGGUCUCUCUCUCCAAAGACCUGCAGAUGCUGCCCCUGUGGGAACUGGGAGUUCCUGGACAUCACUACAACAACUGCUGUGGCCAUAUACUAAACUUCAACACAAUGGACCACCACCAGUAUAACACACAAUCUGUAUUUUAAUUUGUAAAAUCUUUUUUUCCCCUCCCCUGGACUUCCUGUUUGACUCAAUUUGUGUUUAUAUAAACUAGUGUAAACAUAGCUCUCAAGUCUAGAAUUACUUUUGACUUUCUAAUAUGAGUUGAGGUAGUAUAUUUAAAAUCCCUUAUUUUGAAGCUUUUUAGACUAUACUUGCAUUUCCAAAUCAUAACUUUCAAUGGUAAAACAUUUUAAAGCAACUUCCCUCUCUGACAAUAGAAGACUAUCUUCCCAAAUGUCUUAAUCCUGUUUUGAGAUUAGAACAACUUAAAAAAUAGCUGUCUCUCCUUUUUGAAGCUUGUAAUAAAUGGGUCUAAAUGUAUAGUUACUAGAAAGUAAAGAAUUUUAUUCACAAACUUUUUUUAAUGCAUUUUUAGGCAUUUAAAAAGCUGUUUUGAUUUGCAUGUGAAACAGACAUCAAAUGUAAUUUUAUUGACCAAGUUCUUGAUGCUCAAUAAAGUUAAUUUAAAAUAUUUGCUUAAGAGUAUGUCAACACUCUAGUAGCAAUGAGCAAUUGGUAUACAGUAUCAAUAAAUAGGCAACUGCCUUUCUUUACUUUUUCAAUUGCUUCUUCACUGGCAAAAUCUUUGAUCAGAUGGUAGAGAGUAGAAUGAAAUUCAGUAUUGUUUGCUAGAUCUUCUGAGAAGGCUUCGCUAGUUUCACUGAUUAUGAGCCUUUGUGCUCGCUGACCAUUAAACAUAUAAAGGGACCAGUCUUCAUCUUUAACAGCAUCGGUUUUAAGGUGUUCGCUCACCU